AUCUUCCAGAGACACAUGUGACCCAUCAUCCUGGAUAUAAAGGUGAUGUCAACCUGAGGUUUUAGGCCCUGGGCUUCUACCCUGCUGACAUCACCCUGACCUGGCAGAGGGAGGAGGAGGAACAGACUCAGGACAUGGAGCUGGUGGAGACCAGACCUUCUGGGGAUAGAACCUUCCAUGAGUGGGCAUCUCUGGUGGUGCCUUCUGGGGAGGAGCACAAAUACACAUGCCAUGUGCACCAUGAGGGGCUGCCUCUGCCCCUGACCCUGAGAUGGGAGCCUCCUCAGUCCAUGGUCCCCAUCAUGGCAGUCACUGCUGGUCUGGUUCUCCUUGGAGCUGUGAUCAUUGUAGCUGUGGUGGCUGUUGUGAGGAAGAGGAGGAGAAACACAGGUGGAAAAGGAGGGGACUGUUCUCAUGUUUUAGGUGACUUCCUACUCCCAUGGACUCCGAGAGAAAAGUCUAGAAGUCUCUGUGAAGACAGUUACAAACUAACGACCAUUCUUUGGUUCCCCCAAACCCUGAAGAUGGGCAUCCCUGUGCUCUGUUUGCUCCUACUGCUGGCUGCUGCCCAGGGCUCCGCCCAGAUACAGGCAGGCUCACACUCGCUGCGGUAUUUUGCCACCGCUGUUUCCCGGCCCGGCCUCGGGGAGCCCCGGUUCAUUGUCGUGGGCUACGUGGACGAUACGCAGUUCAUGAGCUUCGACAGCGACGCGGAGACCCCGAGGGCUAAGCCUUGCUUACCGUGGGCGGAACAGAUGGGGUCGGAGUACUGGGAGGGCCAGACGCUGAAAUUCAAGAAGGACACACAGAAUUUUCGAAAGUGCCUUCAGAACAUGCUCCACCGCUACAAACAGAGUCAGAAUGGUUCCCACACUAUCCAGGACAUGCAUGGCUGCUACGUGGGACCAGAUGGGUGUUUUCAACGCGGACACUAUCAGCAUGCCUAUGAUGGCCAUGAUUACAUCACCCUGAAUGAGGACCUGAGCUCCUGGACCGCAGCAGAUGGAGUGGCGCAGAACACUCAACGGGAGUGGGAGGAGGCUGGUGUGGCAGAGGUAUACAGGGCUUACCUGGAGGGUGCGUGCGUGGAAACACUCCGCAGAUUACUGGAGUACUGGAAGAAAACUCUUCAAUCCUCAGACCCUCCAGAGACACAUGUGUCCCAUCAUCCCAGAUCUAAAGGUGAUGUCACCCUGAGGUGCUGGGCCCUGGGCUUCUACCCUGCUGAUAUUGCUAUGACCUGGCAGAGAGAUGGCAAGGAACAGAUACAGGAUAUGGAACUAGUGGAGACCAGACCUGCAGGGGAUGGAACCUUCCAGAAGUGGGCAGCCAUGGUGGUGCCUUCUGGGGAGGAGCACAAAUACACAUGCCAUGUGGACCAUGAGGGUCUGCCUGAGGCCCUCACCCUGAGAUGGGAGCCUCCUCAGUCCAUGGUCCCCAUCAUGGCAGUCAUUGCUGGUCUGGUUCUCCUUGGAGCUGUGGUGGCUGUGGUGGCUGUUGUGAGGAAGAGGAGGAGAAACACAGGUGGAACAGAAGGGAACUAUGCUCCGGCUCCCAGCAGGGGCAGUGCUCUGAGUCCUGUCUUAUCUCUGGAGGCUUGAAAAGGCGACACCCUGGGCUGUUGGGAACUGUGGAUUUACUUUUUUUUCUCCUUUUUCUUUGUUGAGGUUUUGAGAUGAGAUUUCUCUGUAGCGUUGGAGCCUGCUAGGACUUGCCAGAUAGCCCAGAAUGGCCUUGAACUCACAGUUCUGCCUCCCAAGUGCUGGGUUUAAAGGCACUUGCCACCACCGCCAGACUGGAAACUCAGAACUUUCUAAAUAAACUUUAUAUGCAAUAACAUGAGUUUUCCAAGACUAAUACUUUGUUUAAACAUUAAAAUUUUACUACAAUUUCAUUACAUACAUUGCCUUUAAAUGAACUAUGUUUUAAAAAAUUAAAUUACCUUUAGUAACAUACUAUAUUUUGUAAACAAAGACGGAUUUGUAUAAAGGCAGAAAAAGAACUUUUUAAUGGCAGAUGAUAAUUAAAAAAUACCAUAUAGGAAUUCCAUUAAACGUGCUACUGGAGUGGC
Messenger RNA from Myodes glareolus (Bank vole), 2071 nucleotides. The record is from RefSeq and is a predicted model, not a curated record. NCBI's taxonomy places the organism in Eukaryota, Metazoa, Chordata, Mammalia, Rodentia, Cricetidae.